Panicum virgatum (switchgrass) is the source of this 2027-nucleotide messenger RNA. RefSeq names its product nephrocystin-3-like. The transcript has 18 exons. The record is from RefSeq and is a predicted model, not a curated record. Gene Ontology annotation, molecular function: protein binding. NCBI's taxonomy places the organism in Eukaryota, Viridiplantae, Streptophyta, Magnoliopsida, Poales, Poaceae. Bases 45 to 1730 code for a protein of 561 amino acids.
AUGGACCAAACCCUUAUUCCACCCUGUGGACUCCGCCGCCAACCAUGGCCGCCGCGUAUCGCCAUCUGCUCCUUCGCCGCGUCCCACACCCUCACCUCCAGCCCGCUGCAGCCACUCACUGCCUCUCCCCAUCCGCCGGUGCCGCGGCUUGUCUGGUCUCGCCGUCGCGCCCUUCCGCCGCCGAGCGCGUGGAGACACCGCUCCGCAACCUCCGAUACGGUUUUACAACUGACAGUAACUUCAAACAUAGUUGGCUUCGAAAGUUGGGUUCAUCAGUUGGUGCUAUACUGAUUGGACAAACAGCCCUUUUUCUUGGUCUGAGCAACGGCUAUGCAUUCGCCCAGGAAGACUCAGUUAGCCAAGCUGCAUCUAGUGAGGAAGCUGAGGGAAAUGCUACUGGUCUACAACUGAUUGAAGAUGGAUCAGUGGUCUCAAAUGAACACACAGUCAAAUGGAGAAUUUUCACGGAUAAUGGGCGGGAAUUUUUCCAGAAAAGACAAUUGGAUGAGGCUGAGAAGUUAUUCCAGGCAGCCCUGCUAGAAGCUAAAGAAGGAUUUGGACUUAGAGAUCCACAUGUUGCAUCAGCACUUAACAAUCUGGCAGAGUUUUAUAGAUUAAAGAAAGAGUAUGAAAAAGCUGAACUACUAUAUCUGGAAGCAAUUGAAAUCCUGGAGGAGUCAUUUCAAUCUGAUGAUAUACGUGUGGGAACAGCUCUGCAUAGUCUUGGAAUAUGCUAUCAUCUUCAGCGCAAGUUUGCUGAAGCCCAGACAUGUUAUGAGCGUGCUUUGAAGAUAGAAGGACGUGUUAUGGGGGUCGGUCACCCAGAGUAUGCAAGUACAUUGUACCUUCUUGCCAAGGUGCUAAGUCUCCAAGGUAAAAGAAGGGAUGCAGAAUCCCUUACCGAAGAGUCUAUAAGGAUACUGGAGGAAGCUGGGCUUGGCGAGUCGCCAACAUGCAUACAAAGAAUGACAUAUCUCUCUAUGGAGCUAAUAAAAUCAAAACGACUUGGUGAAGCUGAAACCUGGCAAAGGAAGAUAUUACAUACUCUGGAGCUUUCAAAGGGAUGGGAUUCAUUGCAUACUGCACAUGCAGCUGAACUCCUAAGUUUAACUCUUCAAGCCUUGGAGAAGUUGAAGGAAUCAGAAGAGCUAUUUGAAAGAUGCCUGGCAGCCAGGAAAAAGGUUCUGCCUGAAGGUCAUUUUCUGGUAGCCGUUAGUUUGGUAUACCUGGCAAGGUUAACAUUGCACAAAUUUGCUAGUGAUCUGAAGAACAUAGACAGUGACGUAGCUAAACAUUACUUUGCUAGGGCAAAACAGCACAGCAAUGAUUCGAUCAGGAUUACAGAAGGAAUUCUAAAUUCUUCAAGCAAAGACCAGAACAAACUUGACAGUACUUCUGCUACAGAUAGAGAUAAGAUUGCAGCAACAGCUAUUCUUUUGCAAGCACUCGAAGUUGUUGGACUUAUUGAUAUUGCAGCAAAACAUGUGCUAGGGAAAGGGGAUCCAAAUUAUAGAUCUAUUGAUGACGCUGUGAAUAAGUGUAUUUCACUUUACAGAAAGCCUGGUACGCGGAGGUUAGUGACAAAGGUUGUCAAGCAGGACUACAUGAGGUGCCUCAGGCUACUCAUAAAUAUAAUUGAGGACCAUUUGCUCAUGCAACAGACGAUGGAGUUGCAGGAGUUGCUUGGUGAGGCGCAAUUAAUAAUAGAAGAGUUGGGAGAAGAGAGUUAGAAGUAGUAAGUAAUGUUAUCUAGGAAAACCAUGUUACAUGCGGGCAUUAGGAAAAUCAGAUUUGACAGCUAGUAUCCACGUCAUUUUGCUGAUAUAUUCUAGUAUCUAUCAUAGCACAUAUUAGCAUGAAUGCCGUGUGUCCUGCCAGUAGUCAUCUGAUCGUCAUGACAGGGCUUCCUCAGACUUCAACUUGUUAGAGCCCAAUGGCGUGUACAUUUUCUACGAGUUUGAAGGCUGCAACAGAUAAUCCCUUGCCCUGUUGCCCAGUGAUACGCAAAACAUCGAGCAAUUUAUUCA